Lemur catta (Ring-tailed lemur) is the source of this 1155-nucleotide messenger RNA. RefSeq names its product glutathione S-transferase A1-like. Gene Ontology annotation, cellular component: extracellular exosome; cytosol. Gene Ontology annotation, biological process: glutathione metabolic process; xenobiotic metabolic process. The record is from RefSeq and is a predicted model, not a curated record. Gene Ontology annotation, molecular function: glutathione transferase activity. The coding region runs from base 246 to 1112 and encodes 288 amino acids. The transcript is spliced from 9 exons. NCBI's taxonomy places the organism in Eukaryota, Metazoa, Chordata, Mammalia, Primates, Lemuridae.
UAAGUAGCUGUAGUCACAUCAGGAACUGCUUUUAAGUUACCGAGUCAGGAGAGUGACAAGAAAUCCAGCAGGGAACUCUGGAGCCUUCAACCCUGUGGGAGUGGCUUUUCUCUAUUGGGCCCGCCCAGUUCAGCAGGCAGGAGAGUCCCAGCAUUUAAGCAGCUGGCACAGGGCUCAGGAGCUGGCCUGGAAGAGCUGAGCAGAGACGCAGCCAGGACUUCAUUAGAAAGCAAGAGACUACCAUUAUGCCAGGGAAGGUCAAGCUUCACUACUUUGAUGGACGGGGCAGAAUGGAGGCCAUCCGGUGGCUCUUGGCUGCAGCUGGAGUAGAGUUCGAAGAGAUAUUUUUAGAAUCAGCAGAAGAUCUGGAUAAGUUAAGAAAUGACGGGCAUCUGCCAUUCCAGCAAGUGCCACUGGUAGAGAUUGAUGGGAUGGAGCUGGUGCAGACGAGAGCCAUCCUGAACUACAUCGCCAGCAAGCACAACCUCUACGGGAAGGACUUAAAGGAGAGAGCCCUGAUCGAUAUGUAUGUGGAAGGUAUGAUGGAUUUGAAUGAAAUCAUCAUGAUGCUGCUCAUACAUCCACCUGAGGAGCAAGUCAACCAGCUUGCCUUGCUCAAAGAGAAAACAACCAAUCGCUAUUUCCCUGCCUUUGAAAAAGUGUUAAAGAGCCACGGACAAGACUACCUUGUUGGCAACAGGCUGAGCCGGGCUGACGUUCACCUGGUUGAACUUAUCUACAACGUGGAAGAGGUGGACCCUGGCCUUACCGCCAACUUCCCUCUGCUGAAGGCCCUGCAAACCAGAAUCAGCAACCUCCCCACGGUGAAAAAGUUUCUGCAGCCUGGCAGCCAGAGGAAGCCUCGUGACGAUAUGAAAAUAUUGGACAAAGCAAGGAAGAUUUUUAGCUGUUACGGCUGUGGACUCUUCAACGUUCCAGGAGAGGAACACAACAGAGAACACAACAGACCUACUCUCUGUUCGCAGGUGACCCUGCUGUCCCUUACCUGCAGGUGCACAGGGACAUUGUCACUGUGUUCUUCAACCCUGUGUGGGGCCCCGGACAUGAGCUUUGCUCUCAGUUCCCUCAGUGCCACUCAGGCCUGGGCUUGAAAGUUACACACUAUACAUGGAAAUUAUUAAUACAUACAAAUAA